CUUAAGUCCACUCAUUAAAGUUAGCUUAAAGUCAGAAGUAGUCUAAAUGCAUAACUCGUUAGACCAGAGUUCGCAGCGUGAAACCGCUAAAAAUGUAACAAAUUAUUCCCUACAAAACCCCGGAGUUCUAACAGCUCCAGUAUUACCACACCAGCUAAAAAUUUAUUCCAAUAUUGACCCAAAUUUUUAUUACCAUCAAACAGAAGAGAUCAUUUCAAAUUCUAGAAAAUUCCUGACAUUACCAAGUCGUCCGUCUAAGCAAAAUUUGGUUCUUUCUGAGAUUAACUCAAAUCGACGACUGUCACCGGACACUUCCGAGUUUCCAGAGUUCCGGACACCCAAGUUUUUAGCCGAGUUGACCCAUAUUUAUUCGGUGCCGAAGAAAGAUGCCAAAAUUACAACACUCUCAUCGGACAAUCUUGACAAGCCAUCGCUUCUUGACCCCACGCUGUCUUUGUCUUCUCCUAUGAUGGCCUGCAGUUUCGUUCCCUCCCAAUGCAGCGAUGGUGGAAAGUGCUCUCAGAUACUAGGGGGAGCCACUGGCCAGGAUCUUGACUGUCCCCCUGCCCCUCUCAGACAGUCACACAAUCAGGGUAGUGGUCAGCAAUCGCAGCAGAAGGGGGGCAGGAGCAGUAAGAUCAAGUGUCCGUUAUGUGGAUUGGAGACAAAUGUCGAUUUCAUGCAGCAACACAUGUCAGAGUGUAGCGAAGAGGGUGUGUGUUGCAGUCUGUGCAAUGAGUUUGUCCACAAGGGAAUACUAUCCCACCACAAAGAGUACAUCUGUGCCAAGAGACAGGUGUUCUGCAAGUCAUGUGGACAUAACUUCCUCGCCGAUCAAAUACAGGCCCACCAAUCAAAAUGCAGCUUGGCUAAUAAAAAUUGGACAAAUCACAGCACACCAUCAUCUGCAACUUUGACUCGCACGGCUAACAGCGACUUGUCUCGGAUUUCCCACGCCUCAGGUAGUUUCUGCGGCGAAGGCGGGGGAUCUGUCACUAGCGGAGGAGGAGGGGGAGGAAACGGAGGGAGUUCAGUCGGCACGGGGGGCUCUCACGGACGGCCGACUGUGCCUGGACGUUCGAUGCCUCGAGCUAAGUCCUCGGAUACCUUCGAGCAUUCGGGGGUCCGAGGAGCCCAAUUGGCUCCUGUGGACAACAACAAUGCACCUGGUGUUUGUUCAUCAUCAUCCAAUCAAUUUAUGUCGUCAUCAGUGAAUCCAGGUCAAAGUCAAGGGGGCAGAGGAGUGCAUAAUGGGAACCCUGUACAGAGUCCGGGACUCCUGCCGACGAUGAUGGAUCCGGGGGUGGGUGGUAAUGGGUACGGGUCUCUGUUCGCCAAACUGGAAAUGCUGGACAAAUCCAUCGAGAAUGCAGAGAAUCCAGACGAGCAUGUAGAUCAUCAGUCAUCAGUCAUCAUCUCCUGCAUCUUCAGAGACGCUGGCUGUCACUUCCAGGGUUCCCACUAUGCACUGUCUCGCCACUUGGAAGAGUCGACUAAACUACACCUGGCCAUGACGUACAGUGUGAUGCAGCACCAGCAGAAGCAGCUCCUCAUGGUCACCUCGGCCCUCGCAGCCGCCAUGAACCCCAACACGGACGGAAACAUCAUUUGGAAGGUGCGCAACUUCGGAGAGCGUCUGAUGGAUGCGAAGUCGGGUGGGAAGAGGGGGGUGGAGUUGCAGAGUGCAGUGUUCUACUCCUCCCGGUUUGGAUACAAGCUGUGCCUCCUCCUCUACCCGGACGGACUGCAGUCUGCCAAGGGAUCCCACCUGUCCAUAUUCAUCAAAGUACUCCGAGGUGAUUUCGACAACUAUUUGCAGUGGCCUUUCCCCCACACUGUCAAAAUAGCAAUUCUGUCUCAAGAUCAGUCGCGACAACACAUCGUGCAGCGGGUCAACCACAAGUUCAAUGCAUUGGCAAACGAGUCAAACAGCGCAGCCUCUUCAGUGUCGUCGUCACAGCGAAACGGGUCUUCGUCUACCGCGUCGUCCACAGCCACGAACGGACAUGCGUCCCGGCAGCACUCGGCGUCGCCGAUUGUCGGAAACUCCUCGGGUCUCAUUGGACUCUCUCGAUUUGUAUCCCAAGAACUCAUUUUGUCCAGUCAGCAAUACUUGAUGGAUGAAACUCUCACCAUUUGCGCAUCUGUUAUGGGCAGUGACAACAAUAAUAAUUUCAAGCAGCCGGAAGUGUUCCCGCGAACCAGUGAAAUUUGAAACAAAAAAAUCAACGCAGCCAAAAAUUCAACAAUUGAUUUUAUAGCGUUACUAUAACAUUGAUUUUUUCCAAAUGAUGACUAUUUUAGA
Molecule: messenger RNA, 2305 nt
Organism: Symsagittifera roscoffensis
Lineage: Eukaryota; Metazoa; Xenacoelomorpha; Acoela; Convolutidae
Exons: 11
Coding region: 47-2215 (722 amino acids)
Biological process (GO): tumor necrosis factor-mediated signaling pathway; protein K63-linked ubiquitination
Molecular function (GO): zinc ion binding; protein binding
Source: RefSeq, a predicted model, not a curated record